This is a messenger RNA of Ictidomys tridecemlineatus (thirteen-lined ground squirrel), 1202 nucleotides long. The record is from RefSeq and is a predicted model, not a curated record. Lineage: Eukaryota; Metazoa; Chordata; Mammalia; Rodentia; Sciuridae.
GGCGCUGGCGAGCUGAGGCCUUAGCUCUGGCUCCUUCUUGGUGUGUGACGUGACUAAGCCGAGAUUUCUGCCGGUCCCAGGGCAGCCGAGGCCCUGGGUGGGUGGCUGCAGGUUCACCAUGAGGAAGGAGCUGAGGACGCGGCGGAGACCAGAGCCCAGGGAGGCCAGUCCUCCUCAAGGUCACAGGCUGGGCCUCAGGGCUGGCCAGCGGGUGGCCAUAGCAGCGUGGGGACCGCGUGCUGGGCCUGGCUGCCAACUGGCUUCUCCCGCCCCCCUCCUUCCUCCCCCUCCCUCUCCCUGCCUCUGCCCCUCUUCCUGCUCUGUCCCUCUGUUCCCUCCUGUCCCUCUGUCUCUCCCCCCUUCAGGAGCAACCACUUUGGCCCACCUGAACAACCAGGAGGCCCAGAAGGACGCAGUCCCCUGGGGCGCUGCCUGCAACGCCCUGGACCCCUCCAGGUUCAAGUACCAGGUCCCCCUCUCCCCGAGGGGCGCCCAAGGCAGCUCCCUGGAGUGCGGCCACCCGGAGGUCCCGCCUCCGCCUCCGAGCGCUGCCAGCAGGGAACCUCUGUGUAUGGACCCACCGCCCAGGGCCCUGAGAGGGGGCACAGAGGGGGCUCAGCCGAACGAAGGCCCCAAAUCCAGGACCCAGGAGCACCGGGGGGCGCCCGCGAGCCGGAAGAGCAGCGCCAUUCCUGAGAACAUCUGCCACAAGUUCGGGAGCAAAGUGGUGGACCAGCUGGUUUCUGAGGAGCAGGUGUCCAAGCAGGGGACAGGAGGAGGAGGUGGGGGAGGGCUGCUUGUGGGGACUCACCGUGAGGGUACAGAGGAACCUGCUUCUGAGUCCCCGUGGCAGCAUUUAGUGAGCACCUGCUACGUGCCCAGUGCUGGGCUCGGUUCAAACUCCUCACAAUCUGGAAUGUUCCCCAAAGACUCACAUGCCGAAGGGCCCCCCCAGGAGACCAAGAGUCUCAUGAAGGCCUCCUACACGCCGGAGGUGAUUGAGAAAUCGGUGCGAGACGUAGGCCACUGGCACGGCAGGAGGACGGACGACCUGGGACGGUGGCACCAGAAAAAUGCUAUGAACAUGAACUUGCAGAAAGCGCUGGAAGAGAAAUAUGGAGAGAAGAGCAAAGCCAAGAACUUGAAGUUCUAGAGAGGCAGGAGGGCGGGUCCUGCUGGUGCUAAUAAAGGAAGGCACCGAU